Messenger RNA from Acanthoscelides obtectus, 240 nucleotides. Lineage: Eukaryota; Metazoa; Arthropoda; Insecta; Coleoptera; Chrysomelidae. The record is from the annotation of a GenBank genome assembly.
AUGUUGGAGAGUGUUAGUUGGACUGUCGCCACAGAGCCAGUGGAAGAAACUAUUUUGGACAAUAAUCAGUUGGAUAUUGAGAGUGACGAUUCAAGUGAGUUCAGUGAACACAAUACCAACUCAGAGCUGUCCGAAGAAAAAAGUGUUAGCGAUGAUAAAUACAAAAAAAUCAAUUUCACUGGUCAACAUUGCUUCGUGGGUAAAGAUAAAGCCACCCAAUGGCUGGCUCAUGCAUCCUAA